AUGCCUUUGAAACAAACUCAAGACAUAGAGGCAAGGAUCAUGAAAAGAUACGCCAAUUGUGAUGGUAUCGAGGCAUACAUGGUUGAGAUGCUUAAAGAUUCUAUAAAUAAAAGGACGUCUCCAACUGAUUUUGUUACCAAGAACACAUUGAAGUUGAUGUCAGCUGCUUGUGGUUUGGUUGAGAUCAGAUUACUAGCAGUGUCCAGGUUGGAAGUUUGGUUGCACAAUGCUAAAUUGAUGAAGCCAGCUCAGGAGUUGUUGGCUUAUUUAUGCUAUAAUUUUGGAACAAAGACACAGAAAGAUAUAGAAGUUGUCAUACAGUAUGUCAAGAUUAGACUUAAAACAAAACCGUUGUGCAACAGUUAUCUUAGUUGUUUGAAAGCUAUUGUUAAAGAAAAUGUUGAAAUAAUGAAUUUGUUAAUGAAGCAUACAAUAUUCAACGAGUUUUCGAACGCUAGAAACCCGAACAACAUCUCUAUGGUUGUUUUGAUGUUCCAGGAGCAACCAGACAAAGCUCCUGUUGCUUUAGCAGAAAUCUACAAAGAAUACUUAUUAAAUCGUGACGACUGUUUGCGUGCUUUGAGAUUAUUCCUGCGAGAACUCGUCCGCGCUUUAAGAUACGACGUCAACUUAUACCUAUUUUGUUUCACUCUUGUUUCCAAAGACAGAGCUUUCAACACCAAUGUAGAAAACUUCGACGCUCGUGACCGUGUACUCUCAUCCAUCUCAGACUUAUUCUGUCUCUGCAUGCUUCUAGGAAUCUCACCACAAGUAAAAGAAGCUUCCAGUUCAUGCUCUCGUGGAGAUAAAAAGGACUUGAAUGUUUUGCAAUCGUAUCAAUUGCAAGUGUCAAGGAUCCAAUUCGAGGCAAUACGUUGGAUGGAGAAAGUAGUUCCUGGUUUGUAUAAACCGCCUACACCAGAAUAUUUAGGGCACAUACGAAAAUUGUUGUUUUUAGAAAACAAUUAUGAGCCUUAUGUUAAAAUUGAUACUUGGCCUCCGGAGUCUGAACGCGGUUUGUUUUUUAAGUUGGUUGGUGAAGUUCGUGUACACCAGAACACUUUGUUGAGGUUGUGUAAGAUUGGUCAACAGAAAUCUUGUCCAAUGCCUCCGAUGGAUGCUUUGGAAAUCUGUGAACAGAUGGUUAAACGUUCAGGGGACCUGACGCAAGAUUAUUUACCUUUAAUGCACUUUGAUAAAGUUGAAAUAAUAGACAACUUGUUUAGACUGACACAAUAUCAUUACCCAGACAACAUAACUUUGCCUUACGGCUAUUCACCUCCCACAUUAGCUGUGACGGUGCCUUAUUGGAAAGCUUGGGGUAUUGUUUUAAUUUUAGCAGCUCACAAUCCAAUGUCUAUAGGAGUCGUUUGUUGGGAACAAUAUCCUAUUUUAAGGACUUUAAUGGAAAUGUGUAUCACGAACCAAUUUGUGUAUCCUCCGCCAACAUCUUUGUGCGGCCAAAACUUCCCUGAGGAACGCGAGAUAGAACGCUUAGAAAAACAGGAAAUAAUAGAACUAGAAACUCAUUUAGCUGCUGCUACUACCCAAAUGAAAAUUACGGAAGAAACGAGUCUUUUGGUAAACCAAUUGAUGCGUUAUGACCCUACAGGUCCUCCAAGAAAACCAACAUCAAACGUCCUGGAAAACUUAGCACUUUUAAACAAAACUCAUAACCUUGGUCACUUAUUCUGUCGGUCCAGAGAACCUGAUUUUCUAAUGGACAUCAUCCAACGUCAAGGAAACUCCCAAAGCAUGCCCUGGCUUGCAGAGUUGGUUGAAAACUCAGAAAGUGUUUCUUUAUUACCAGUCCAGUGCUUGUGUGAGUUCUUGUUGAGCCCUGCAGGAGGAAACCAGGAUAAACAUAUUCAAUUACUUCAUCACUUACAAGAACUGGUGACCAAUCCGGAGUGUUCACCGCAGACCGCUUGUGAGGUGUUGGAUUAUUUCUUGAGAAGACUUGCUUCUCCUCAAAAGUCAUCUAGGAUGCAAUCGGUUAAAGGACUCAAGAUGCUCUUGAGUUGUGUUAGCACAGAAGAGACAAGAGGAAGUGGAUGGCUGAUUAAGCAACUGCCAAUGGUGCCUCAUUUUGAACAUAUCCGGACGCAGGUAAUAACGGCCCUCAGAGCAGCCUGCCAAAUCGACAUGAUUCCUGAAAACAUUGUCCAUUAUCUUCGUUUCUUAGCUCAACACACCACAACUUGCUCUGAAGAAGAAAUGUCAGAGCUGGUCCUUGACUUGGCCCAGUUGGUAGUUGAAAGAGUAAUCCUAAUGAAUUCCAUCAUGACCAACAGAGAACUAAAUGAAGAAGCAAAAACUUCUCUGCUCACUUUGUACUGUAGCUAUUUGAACAGGGUAAAAAUCCCACGAGGAGAUGAGACUAAUGUGUUUCCUCAGGACGCGCAGGACGUGUAUUUGAUUAAAUGGAGUACAGGUGAGGAGUGUUUUAUGGUUUUGAAUGUUGUUCAUGCCAUGAUUUUGCUGCUGACGUACGAUGGAGGUGAUAGGAGUCUUAAUGAGAUGCUGCUUGAUGCUUGGUUUCCUGCAGACCUUAAACUAGUACCCAGAGGAUUUACCUAUGAUGCAACAACCAAUGAAAUAAAAGAGACUUCUCUCUAUCCCGAUUGGAUACUUUUGAGGAUGGUUCAAUCACCUGUCCAGAGAUUGGUUGAUGCAAGUCUUAGAUCUAUCAGACCAGUUCAACUGUUGAUGUUCAUGCAAUCAUUUGGUUACUCGUUGCAAUCUAUGGGCAAAUGUUUGAAGGUGCUUGAUAAUUGGGCUGCUAGCGAACAGGCAGCUUGUGCUGGACAGAUUAUGGAAAACGGUAAGCCCUUCAUCGGCAUGUGCAUAGCUGUCCAACACAUGAGAGGAGUGGCUGAUGGCAAAGUCUUCCUUCGAGUCUGCAACAUCAAAGAAGAGAAGUAUCCCAUAAUUUUAUUAAAACGUCUUCAAGAUAUCGACAUUACAUCUUAUAUUCACAAAAAUCCUGUCUUCUGCAAACCAAAAAUGCAACAAAGAUCUUUACGUUCUGUUCUCAAUGAAAUGUUGUUUGAACAACCAAAUAGUUCUACAGAAUACACCAGUUGGAUUUUGAGGAAAAUAGCCGUGGAACAGAAGGAAAAGACUUUGAGGUCCAAUUCUGUUUUGUUUCAGGUUUUGAAAUUUAUAAAAGACUUGGAUGAUGACAGACUGCUGAGUUUGUUUGUUGUAAAAUCUCCGUUGUUGUUAUCGUUGUUUCAUUUAUUACUAUCCAACAGCUCGGAGUUCGUUAAAGACUUGUUAUUCUGUAUUUUUCAUAAAGCCAUUAUUAAAACGAACGUGAUGUUUGACACCAGCGAAGUGUUGUACCGGUUGUUAAGAAACACCAUUUUGCAAAAUGAUGCGCCGAAAAGUGGUAUCAACACAAUAACAAAUUUAAAAACAACCCCUAUCGAAAAUUUGGAGUCUUACAUCAAAGAUUUAGUUUUAAAUAAGGCUAACAAUGACGUACAAGAUUCACAAAUCGUUGAUUGUAUUUGUUCCUGGUUAUUGGAAGAUGAUAGUGACCUGGAUUCCCAAAGUGACUUCAAAACGCAGAUUGAACGCAGUCAAAAGAACGGCAUGUUGAUCGAUUGGGUUGCUGCAAUCGAACCUAACAUGGUUAAUUCCAAUUCCAAAGUGCAAAUGGACUUGUUGUUUAGCAGCAAAGCUGAUAAAAAGGGCUUCAGACCGUAUUUACUUACUUUACUAACGCACCAGGCCAAUUGGUCCACGUUAGCACACUGCGUGAAUUUCCUACUAUCAAAAACGUAUUUAGAUUACGAUUCUUCAGCAGUUUUAGACUUCCUAAUGACUUUAAUAUCGAACCCAAAACUUUGGCAAGGCCGUGACAAAGUUAUUUCCAAACGUAAUCCUACAGAAGAUGUUUUGGAAUUGUCAAUACACAAAAUUCUGACAGUCCUGGAUUACGCUUUGCUUGAAGCUUUGUGUUUUUACAAAACAGGCACCAAAGAUGAUGUGAUCAAAAGAAUUGAUUUGAGGCUGCCUUUGCUUUUGCAUUGUAUGAGGAACGAUCAGCAUAUUGUCAAAGUUGUUGUGCAGUAUUUGUACAUGCAGCUGAUACGUAAAGACAUAGAAAUUGAAAGACGUAGAGGUUGUUGCACAAUUUCUGAUCCAAUUGUACAUGAUAAUGCCUGUUAUUGUUUUGUACCAACCUGUUGUAAAAUUGAUACAAUGUGCCAAUCUAUAUUCACAGCUUUAUCAUCAACCCCUUUACUCAAAGAUUGGCAUCGAAAGUCUCAGGACUUAGAUAUGCUGGCAAGAAAAGUAUCAGCAGUGCAUCCAAAUAUUUUGAGACACCUGUCGAUGAUUGCUAGCUCGUUGCAAGGCAGGAUACAUUUGGAGUUUGCACAAUUUAGAAGCAGGUAUCAUUUAGCUUUGUUUAAUCACAUUAUAGGUAUUUUGGAGUUGUUGACACCAAUGUUGUUUAGAAAAGAGCAUCAAAAAGAUCUAGAAAUCAUAAUUUCAUUGUACAUCAACUUGUUUAGAAGACACAUAAGUUUUAUCAAAGAUUUAACAAACUUAGCUGUUAGAUUCUUUAAUUUGUUACAAAAUUAUAUAAACUAUUGUCCAAAACGUGCUUUGGGUUAUAUAAAAACACAUUCCAGUACUCUAAACAUUGCAAACGGUGUCAGCCUUUUACACCAGCACAAAGCACAUAAAAACAACAUCGAAGAAAUGUGUUUGGAGAUGGGAAUGGUCACCAUGAACAUUCUACCUGUACAAGCAGAACCUUGCCCGAUACAAUUCAACACUUUAGCAAACUCUUUAUCAAAAGUGCAAGUUGAUGAAGUCAUAGCAGCUUUGCAAGAACUAGAUCACAUAACAAACAAAAAACCUGAAUUAUUAAUCAAAAUAAUAGAACCUAUUUGUGCAUUAAUAAAUUCUACAAGCCAAAAUGUACGUAACUUAAGCCACACCUUGUUGUUGAGACAUCUAAAAUAUUCACCGCAGAGUUUACCUUGCACAAAUAUAUGCUUUACAUCUUUAAUGACAAGUUUGAAGUCUAGUGAUCCUGAUAUUAGAACCAGCAGCUUGGAAAGAAUUCAGGAUUAUAUAAUAUGUUUACAAGAGCAUAGUUUGCUGAUUUUGCAAACGUUAUUUAGAAUGGGGGUGCAAUCAAAGGCUAAUACGAUGCCAUAUAUAUCAAAGUGUGUCACAGCACUGAAACUGCAAGAUGGAAAUUGAUACAAGAGGUUAAUUAUUAUAAAGAAACAUUAUUUUUAUUAAUAACUGUGUAUAUAUUAGUGUUGGAAAUGAAAUGUGUCUUUAGACAAUAUAGAAAUGCUUUAACUAAUUGUGGAACAAUAUAAAUGUAUUUUGUGUAUUUUUUUUUGAAU
Molecule: messenger RNA, 5378 nt
Organism: Ctenocephalides felis (cat flea)
Lineage: Eukaryota; Metazoa; Arthropoda; Insecta; Siphonaptera; Pulicidae
Product: integrator complex subunit 1-like
Biological process (GO): U2 snRNA 3'-end processing
Cellular component (GO): integrator complex
Source: RefSeq, a predicted model, not a curated record